UCAAAAAACAAGCCAUGUCUGGAAAUAAAGUUGCUAAACAAAGUACUCUUCCUACGAAAAAAGAAGUAGAAAGUUGGAAUCGUCAAGAACUUUGUAACUUUUUGAUAUCGAAAGGUAUUGAGGAUAAAGAAAUUAAGAUUAUCAUCGACAAACAAAAGGUCGAUGGUUCAACCUUCCUUGAAUUGACCACGGAAACUCUUCAAAAAUGGAAAAUACCAGGCGGACCAGAUAUAAAAAUAUUAAAGUUGGUUAAUGAAAUUCAAGGAGGCAUAAAACCAUUUACCGGGAAGGUAUCCGUUCUUGUUGAUAAUUUCAGUUUGCUUAAGCAAGGUGAAAAAACCGUGAGAUUUUAUGAGAGAGAUGUUGACAGAGUUAAGAUGCUCGUUAGUUACAAAAAUCUUCAAUCAUUCAUAUUAAAUGGACGAGAGUUGGGUGGCCCUUUAGAAAUAAUUUGCUCAUAUUCUUCCAUGAGAAAAAAACUUGUUAGGUUUUGGGAUAAAAUUAAAAGUCAAGGUUUUGUUGUUCACCCCAUUAAAAAAAAACCAAUCAUGACAAGAGAAAAAAGAGUAGAUAUGCAAUUAGCUACCCGUGGAGAGCAAAUCUUGGAAGAGAGGAAUCCUGGAAUAUUGGUUAUAGUAACAGGCGAUAGUGGUUUCAAACCAUUAAUUCGAAGUGCUAUGAAGAAAGGGUGGAAAGUUGAAAUAUGGUUCUUGUCAUUUGGAUUAAAUUUUGAAUAUCAAUCUAAUAAAUUUAGAAGAAGUAACGAUAAUUGCCAAUUUUUGAAAAAGGAGUAUAAAAAAAUUUUAUAUGCACGUGAACUAAAAGGUCCUCGUAACUUUCCUGUUGAAAUCAAACAUGAACAUGUGAAAUUUUUGGAUGAUGAAGACCUGUUGCAAUUAUUCUCUGAUUUGGAUUUAUUUGGAUAUUGGCGUUGGAUCGAUGAUGAUCAUUUAACGAUUUAUGUUAAUACAAAAGAACAGGAAAAAGUAGUAAAUGAUUGGAGGAAUGCAAUUUAA
This is a messenger RNA of Funneliformis caledonium, 1016 nucleotides long. NCBI's taxonomy places the organism in Eukaryota, Fungi, Glomeromycota, Glomeromycetes, Glomerales, Glomeraceae. The record is from the annotation of a GenBank genome assembly.